Messenger RNA from Scatophagus argus, 3110 nucleotides. It is a transcript of the gene slc30a6, whose product is annotated as solute carrier family 30 member 6. Bases 116 to 1921 code for a protein of 601 amino acids. The record is from RefSeq and is a predicted model, not a curated record. The transcript is spliced from 15 exons. Gene Ontology annotation, biological process: monoatomic cation transport; transmembrane transport. Lineage: Eukaryota; Metazoa; Chordata; Actinopteri; Scatophagidae. Gene Ontology annotation, molecular function: monoatomic cation transmembrane transporter activity. Gene Ontology annotation, cellular component: membrane.
UUAUCAUUAACACUUUAAAAAUUAUAACUGUGACGUUAUGAUAUGUUACAGCUUAAAUGUUUUGUAAUAGUGAAUAUAUGUCAAAACUCAAAGAAGAAGACGACCACUAAUUCGCAUGCGCCAAGCAGUGAAAUUGAACAGGCUGAUGGGUACAGGAAGUCCACAAAAAAACAAAAAAAAAACGGCGAUGGACGGAGUGAUGUCCACGUCUUCGGGUCUGUCUUACCACAAUGUCGGGGAGUUUUACCCCAGAAAGUUCGGUCCGAAGCCGGACGUGGUUCCGUCCGGGGUGACCGAGAGGAAAGUGGGGCCGCUGGAUAAACCUGACAUGGUGUCGGUGGAUGUCAUUAACAUCAGUGAUUCAGAUGGCCACAUGCACAGGAAGAAGCACGAGCAUGACACGUACGUCCUGGGCACGAUUCAUCCAUUCAGGAAGACACAAAGAUCCGUCUUUGGAAAACUCCUGCAGGAAUUCAGACUGGUCUCCUCAGACAGACGGUCGUGGAGGAUCCUGCUGUUCGGGGCUUUCAACCUGCUGUGUACCGGCUGUCUGCUGAUGUGGUGCAGCUCCACCAACAGCAUGGCCUUGACUGCCUACACAUACCUCACCAUCUUCGACCUCUUUAGCUUGAUCACCUGUCUUAUCAGUUCCUGGGUGACCAUGAAGAAGCCCAGUCAGGUCCACUCAUUUGGGUUUGAGCGACUGGAGGUUUUGGCGGUUUUCGCCUCCACUGUUCUGGUCCAGCUGGGAGCCUUGUUCAUCCUGAAGGAGAGUGUGGAGCGCUUCAUGGAGCAGCCUGAGGUCCACACAGGUCGUCUGUUGGUCGGGACGUUCGUCGCUCUCUUCUUCAACCUGUUGACUCUGCUGUCGGUCAGGAACAAACCGUUCGCCUACGUCUCAGAAGCGGCCAGCAGCAGUUGGCUUCAGGAACACGUGGCAGAUCUGAGUCGAAGUUUGUGUGGCAUCGUUCCAGGCCUCAGCUCUGUGCUGCUGCCGCGUAUGAACCCGUUCGUCCUGAUCAACAUGGCGGGAGCUCUUUCCCUCUGCAUCACCUACAUGCUCAUAGAAAUCAAUAACUACAACGCAGUGGACACGGCGUCGGCGGUCGCCAUCGCCCUGAUGACCUUUGCCACCAUGUAUCCCAUGAGCGUCUACAGCGGCAAAGUGCUGCUGCAGACGACGCCGUCCCACGUCAUUGGACAGCUGGAUAAGCUGCUCAGAGAGGUGUCGACUCUGGACGGCGUGCUGGAGGUUCGCAACGAGCACUUCUGGACCGUUGGCUUUGGUUCUCUGGCUGGCUCCGCCCACGUUCGUAUCCGCCGCGAUGCCAACGAGCAGCUGGUCCUGGCUCACGUCACCAACCGUCUGCUGCCGCUCGUGUCCACGCUGACGGUCCAGAUCUUUAAAGAUGACUGGACCAGACCGCUCCUCAGCGGGACCCUGUCCUCCUCCGUCUCUCCUCCUCCUCUGGGUCCUGCUGAAGGCUACGCCGCCCUCUCCGCCUCCUCCUCUCUGCCUCCUCUGCUGUUGUCCUCAGGAGGAGAACUGGACCCUCUGACCUCCACUCCCUCCAAACCCAGCAGCCCUCCUCCAGAGUUUGCCUUUGACACACCGGGGAGGAACGUGCAGCCGGUGGUCCUACCCGCCCCGGGACACCACACCCAGCGGCCCUACGGAGGCCUGGGACUCGCCUAUGGUGCGUCUCCCUACGCGGGGAUGCUGAACCAGGGCCUGACGCGGCCUGGCAGCGGGCUGGGACUCGGUGUGCAGGGUUUGGGGUCGGGGUACGGACUGGGCAUGAGCGGAGGACCUUCCUCUCAGAGCUACAGGACUGCCUUUGGAGAGUCGACGGCGCCACUGCGGUUUGGAACCAGCAACCCUCUGGCUUCACAGACGCAGUACAGACCGUACCGGCCGUGACCCUCAGAACUGCUUCUGGACCUUCCAAAUACUUUGAUGAUGAAGGUCCGCACCUCAGUCCAGAUUUCUGAGGAGAUUUAUUUCCUGUCCAGGCUGACGCUGGGAUGAGAACUUCAGAGGAGGCAGCUGAUUUGUUGAAGUUUUACUGUAAAAGCUUGUUGCCUCCUCUGACUUUGCAGAAGAUGCUGAGUGUGUUAUUUAUUUAGUUGGAAGGGGACCAAGAGGUUGGCUGUGGUUGGGUUUGGUACGUUUGAGAAACCUCAGCGAAAGCGGAACAGGACGUCCACACUUUGUUAGAGACACGGCGGCAACAUUCCUGAUGAGAGGAAAUAAACUAAUCAACUUCUGUUUGAGCGUCACAGUCGAAGGUUCAAGCAUUAGAAUCCAAAGUGAUUCACAUUAAAAGCUCGAUCACAAGUCGUCAGCAGGUCGGAGGCGACGACACGCCGACAACAAGUGAAACCCUCGAACUGAACUUCUCAUCAGACCAAACUGAGGGAGAAGAUUUAGAAAGCGGGAAUACAUUUAUCAUCGUUUUAAACAUUCUAGUUUAAUCCUUCUGUAAUCAAGUGAUUCAUAUGUCACAACUUUUAUUAUUUUCAGUCUUUUGUUGGGUGUCUCCCCCUCUGUUCUAAUUUCUUUUCUAAAACCUUGAGUUUCCACUUGAUUGACAUUUAAUUUUGGGAUGCAAACUCCAUUUAGAGUGAAACUUGAAUAAAACACGACCGCCGGAACAGAACCUUGUUAGAAAACUGAAAACAGCCAAGUUAAAGCUCUUUAAGGGCUGGAACUGACAGUUUGUGUUAUUUAAAAAGUUAAACAGUUUAUUGAAUGUCAAACUUGUUGCAGGUGAGUUUUGUCAAGCGACAGGUUGACGACUCGCAGCAACUCGAGUUGUUUUCAGCAACAGUGAGAUGAUGAAACGGUUCUGACUUUCCUGGCAGGACCACCUCAUGUCCUCUGCUGGGAGUCAGCGUUGGUUGGUGGGUUUUCUUUCUUUUUAUUCAUAUUUUUAUCCUGAAGGCGGGCUGAGUGUCACCAAAAGGUUACUCGUUGUUAUUGAUCCCUUACAGCUUUCAGAGCGGCCUUCAGCAGAUGAAGGCGUUAAACACUCAGCCCUGAUCUUCCAUGUAUGUUUAAUUCAGAUCUGACUGGGACUCUGUGAUUAAAAGCAGGUCAUGAAACUUGA